Messenger RNA from Xenopus laevis (African clawed frog), 1125 nucleotides. RefSeq names its product aldo-keto reductase family 1, member C2 L homeolog (gene akr1c2.L). NCBI's taxonomy places the organism in Eukaryota, Metazoa, Chordata, Amphibia, Anura, Pipidae. The record is from RefSeq and is marked provisional. Gene Ontology annotation, molecular function: oxidoreductase activity.
GGAUCUGAUCACUCACACUCACCAUGGCCCUGCACAAAGACUCAUAUGUUCUGCUUAAUGAUGGAAACAAAAUGCCAGUGAUUGGAUAUGGCACAUACGCCCCACAAAAGGUGCCCAAGAGCUUGGCAGAGGAGGGCACAAAGGUGGCCAUAGACGUCGGAUACCGCCAUAUUGACGCCGCGUUUUUGUAUCAAAAUGAGGUGGAGGUUGGACGGGCCAUCAGGGAGAAGAUUGCCGAUGGUACAGUGAAGAGAGAGGAUUUGUUUUACACUGGGAAGCUAUGGAGUAAUUUCCACACUCCCGAGAGGGUCCGUCAUGGGCUUGAGAAAUCUCUGAAAGAUCUUCAGUUGGACUAUAUGGACCUCUUUAUCAUCCACACACCCUUUGAGCUCAAGCCUGGAGAUGAUCCCUUCCCAGUGGAUGAAAAUGGAAAAUUUCUCUAUCAUAACACAGACCUUCGGGAUACAUGGAAGGCAAUGGAAGCACUAAAAGAAGCAGGGCUGGUCAAAUCUAUUGGGGUCUCCAACUUUAACAAGACACAGCUUGAGUGGAUCCUCAGCAUGCCUGGACUAAAGUACAAACCCGUCUGUAAUCAGGUGGAAUGUCACCUCUACCUGAACCAGAGCAAACUGCUGGAGUUCUGCAAGUCUAAGGACAUUGUGUUGGUUGGAUACAGCGUAUUGGGUUCCAGCAGGGAUGAGAACUGGAUAGAUCAAAAUUCACCUGUGCUCCUGGAAGACCCAGUGCUGAAUGCAAUUGCUAAGAAGCACAAUCGGACCCCCGCUCAGGUAGCAAUGCGGUACCAGCUCCAACGAGGAGUCGUCGUCCUUGCAAAGAGCUUUACCCCGGCCAGGAUCAAGCAGAACUUUCAGCUUUUUGAUUUCCAAUUAAAUUCUGAAGAAAUGGAAACCCUUAAUGGAGUGGACAAAAAUAUGCGCUAUCUGGAUCUAAAGCCAUUUGCAGACCACCCUAAAUACCCGUUUGCUGAUGAAUACUAACAGAUACGAGUCUUUUCCCUCCUCUUGGGGAAGCCCGGCAGAAACGGCAGUUUACUUCAAGAUUUUCCCUAUAAACUACAAUGAUGUUUGUUUGUGAAUUAAGAAUAAAAACUGAUGUUCCUGGAAA